GAGAAGCAUGCGGUGCAAGAUAUACAGCAUUCACUGUAGUCCAGAAACUAACUGAGAUCAAGACGGGUGUACAGAAGAUCAUACUGUCGACCCAAAACAGGAAUCAAAUAGUUUACUUUCAAGAGGAACCCAAAUCAUGAGAAACUACAAGGCGUCUCUCAGACAAGGAUCUAAGCAAGUGAAAGUGAAAUGGAUUCUUAUUAUUAUCUGUGAUAUUUUGAUGACUGGAUAUGCACUGGGAUGGACCUAUCAUCACAGUAAUGAGCACAUGAACUGGGUCAAAGCAAGGAAAUGGUGCCAAGAUACAUACACAGACCUGGUUGCCAUUCAGAAUUGGGAGGAAAUGAGUUACCUAAAUAAAACUUUACCCCAAAAAAAAGACUAUUACUGGAUUGGAAUUCGGAAGAUAAAUGGCACUUGGACUUGGGUUGGAACAAAUGAGACGAUGGAGGAAAAAGAUGGGUUCUGGGCUCAACAGGAACCCAACAAUAAGCAAGAGGAUGAAGACUGUGUGGAAAUAUACAUCAAAAGAAACAAGGAUGGGGGUAACUGGAAUGAUGAGAAGUGUGGAAAUUUAAAACAUCCCUUGUGCUUCAAAGCUCAGUGCAAUGCAACAUCAUGCAGCAAUAGAGGGGAAUGCACAGAAACUAUUAACAACUACACAUGCAAAUGUGCCCUAGGGUUCGAAGGACCUCGUUGCCAAGAUGCCGUUCGGUGUGAAAGCCCUACAAUACUCCAGCACGGAUGGGUGAAGUGCCACGGUCCCCACGGAAACCAUGGCUACAGGUCAACAUGCACGUUUCGGUGUGCCAAGGGCUUCUCUCUGGAGGGUCAGCAGGAAAGCAACUGCACUGCCUCGGGAGAAUGGACAGGAACCACACCAGUGUGUAAAGGUGUGGACUGCAUAGAUUUUUCUGAACCUGAGGAUGGAUAUGUGAACUGCUCUGGACCAUCUACCACCUUCAGUUCAACCUGUGAAUUCCGCUGUUCUAAGGGCUUUCUUUUACUGGGACCAAACAAGGUUACAUGUAAUGCCGCAGGCAUCUGGACGGGAAGGAGGCCAUUUUGUGCAAGCUUUAUGUAUGUCGCAGCAGCUCUUGCUGGGACCACCAUCCUUUCAACAUCCUGUUUCAUAUGUUUCUGUUUGAUGCAUUGCAGAAAAAGAAAGAACACUGUACAAACAGGACUUCCAGAAGAGGACAGAACACAACCUGGCGAUGAACCUGAAGGUGUACCUCUUUGAUCUAUCUUCAGGAGUCUCACUGCAUGAAAUUGGAGAAUUGGGAGGAAGACUAAGACCUGCUGGACAGAGCGCAAAGGCAGAUUUUUUUCAUAUACUGGACAUAGAACUUGUUUUAUGGUGCUCUACUACUGAUUGCAUACAUAGACGCAAAUUUAAACAAUCUGUACAAACACAUCAAUGGAAAAACUUGGUGGUAGUGUUGGAAAAAAUUAUACUUGAUGAAAACAUGUUGAUAAAAUGUUUUUAUUAAAGCUUAUAUAGGUACCAUUUGUAGAGGUAUCCCACUUUAUUAUGUCUUACAAGGGCUAGUUGUCAUUGUUACUGAGCAUUAAUUGAUCAAUGAAAGCAGUUGAUUACAGUUAACUUCACCUUGUUUCAUGGGUCUGUGGUUCUCCAGGACCAGUGUUCCUGACCCCUGUCUUAGUAGUGUUUAGCUUAGAAAUGUAAUUUCUUUGGUGAAGUGUGAGGCCACAUAUGCAGAUAGAAAGACUCGGUGGUCCAGAGAAGGCAAGGGAAGGAAUGUCACAGUGCCCUGACUUAUAGGAGCACUGUAAAAUAUUACAACAUGGGAUUUUCAGGGGUGAUGGGGCCCAAACUGACAUCUGUUCAUGGGGGCCAAAAUCCCUGGUGGGGCCCCUCGCCAAAAGUACAGUGUGUACGGUCUUGCACUUCAGACCAAGAGAGGAUCUCACUCAUUCUUCCUGCAAUGCAUUUCAACAGAAGGAUGGAAACUGAACAGUUUUAAUAUGCUUAUUUGAUACAAAAUGUCCAGUGCACAGGAUUUGAAUCACAAUUUAGUUGCAGGUUUUUGUAUCCUAGUCUUAGAAGUGGCUUAGAUGCUGAUGUGUGGAUUGCCUAUUUGUAUUUAUUAUGUCUGUAUUAUCAAACUGUAAUCAUUAAUAUUUAUGGAUUUUUUAUGAUCAUGUUCUUCCUUGUCUGAAAAUGAUUGUAUUACAGUCUACAUGAGACCCACAUCAUCAACAUAACACUAAAGUUUUCAUUAUAUGUAUGUAGUCAUGAAAACAUAACGUUUGAUGUGAAGAAGUGCAUAACUCCAAAAUGAACACCAAGGUUAGAUGUCAA
Messenger RNA from Conger conger (European conger), 2326 nucleotides. Its product is annotated as E-selectin-like. Gene Ontology annotation, molecular function: oligosaccharide binding; sialic acid binding. Lineage: Eukaryota; Metazoa; Chordata; Actinopteri; Anguilliformes; Congridae. The record is from RefSeq and is a predicted model, not a curated record. The coding region runs from base 137 to 1243 and encodes 368 amino acids. Gene Ontology annotation, biological process: response to cytokine; heterophilic cell-cell adhesion; leukocyte tethering or rolling. Gene Ontology annotation, cellular component: external side of plasma membrane; membrane. The transcript has 10 exons.